Messenger RNA from Caenorhabditis sp. 36 PRJEB53466, 3752 nucleotides. The record is from the annotation of a GenBank genome assembly. NCBI's taxonomy places the organism in Eukaryota, Metazoa, Nematoda, Chromadorea, Rhabditida, Rhabditidae.
AUGGCAAUUGUGACCGCUUUAAGCAGUUCGUUCAGCUUUGGAUUUCAACUUCUCAUCACAAAUCCAGCUCAAGAUGCUUUCAUUCACGUGAGCAGUGUGUCUUUUCGCUAUUUCCAAAAAUUAUCUAGAAAUUAGAAACAAAAGCCAAGCCUGGAUCCCGCCAUAGCUGGGUGAUCAGGCUUGUUUUGCAACGUUUUGUUAUGAUUUUAUUCGCAAGGAAGUUUUGCAGUUUUUGAAUGCAUCCAAGUCGUUCCAUGGAACUCCUGAUUUUGAGACAGCAGCUUUGGAAAAUGAGUGGUCCAUAAUAGUGGCAGUACUAUUUCUAGGAUCGGCAAGUGGUGCUUUUCUAAUAAGAACGAAAGCUGAAAAGUAUCUAUGAUAAAUCAAAUUAAUCUUUCAAGUUUAUCGUUUCAGAUUUGGAAGAAAGUUAGGAAUCAUGAUUGCCAUUUCUAUACAAAUUUUUUCAUCUAUUCUAUCUAUACUCAGCUUUUGGGUAGUUAUAGGAAUAGCGCAAAUUAUGCGCAGCUGCAAUCAAUGCUUUUUUGUUCUAAAUAUUUACUUUUAGAUGGUGUGCCACACUCUCUUUACAUUCGCCCGAUUCUUAAUGGGCGUUGGUAUAACGACUUCGAUGGGAUUGUCAGCAAUGUUUGUCACUGAAUCCAGGUAAACUUCGAACGCCGAUCGGUAAUCAAUCACUUCCGAAUUAUGGGGCUAUUCAGCGUAUGUUUUUUUUCCGUUUUUUUUCGUUUUUUACAUGUCUGAAUUGGAUUUUCUAACGUAAAAAACAGAAAAAAAAUAUUAAUAACCCCAUUAAGGAUUUUUCUUAGUCAAGGAUUUUUCUUACUCUGACUUUCUAGAAACUUUUUUUUUAAUUUGGUGAAAAUCUGAAGAAAUUAUUUCAACUUUCUUUGAUUUCACUCAGGCAAAUCGUUUGUAAUACCUUAAACUCAAUUCAUCGCUAUUGCCCCUCGGUAGGCUGGUCGAAAAGGCGCCUGCUAUUCAGGCGCCUGUUUUUUCAGGCGCCUGUUUUUCAGGCGCAGGCGCCUGAAAUCGCCUGUUCGACCAGCCUAGCCCUCGGUGUUUGCAGACUUAAGCCACAAUUUCAGGAAAUUUUGGCUUGAGUCUGCAAACACCGAGCGGGCAAGAGUGGUAAACUGAGUACAGUUCAGUUGAAACUAUGUUUGACAGAAUGAGCGCAUCAGAGAAGUUAUUGAGUACGAAAUUCACAAAUUAACUGGGAGUCAUUCAGUGUAGAAGUGUACUUGAUAAUUAAUUUUCAGUCCGAACUACUGCAGAGGAAAAGUGUCGAUGAUUAAUGGUGUUUUUCUCCAGUUUUCCCUAUCUCUAGGUGCUCUGGUUGCUAUGCCCAUUUUCUUAGGAAACGAGGAGAAAUGGUGGUAUCUCUACCUAAUCCAGCUUGUCAUCAAUGCAUUUGCGAUAUGUUUUCUUUCAUUCUUCCCUGACAGUCCUGGAUAUCUUGCCUCACAAAAUGAGUUGACAAAGACUGUUGAUUCAAUCAAAUAUUAUCAUGGGAUUCCGGCGAGUAGAGCUUCAAUUCUAGCUGAACACCUUAUAGAGUCGAGCCAGAAAUCUCAUAGAAAUACUUCUAUUUUUUCUAUUUGGAAACAUCCUAUCAGUCGCCGUGGCACACUCAUUGGAAUUGUCUUGAAUUUCUCAAUGGCAAUGUCUGGAAUAACUGUCAUCAACGCAUUCACUUCUAAGAUUCUUAUGGAUGUUGGACUUAUUAAAGACGCUGCAGCUGUUGCGAAUGUAAUUGUGUGCAUAUUUUCGUUGGCUGGAAUUAUUUUCUCCACAAAAAUAAUAGAUAACGUUGGAAGAAGACCGCUUCUUAUAUGUACAUUAGCGGGUCUAGCAGUUGUGAACAGUGUCAUAGUUACUAUCAUGUAUGCUCAUUCUUAUACACAGGUAUUAAUAGAGUUAUUUUUGUGAGAUUCUUUCAUUCAGAAUGUUGUAAUUUCUUACUUUCUCAUCCCUUUCAUAUGUCUAUUUAAUUUUCUCUUUGCUAUGGGACCAGGACCACUUUCAAUGUUUUUAUCCGGAGAACUUGUACCUCAAACCUGUCGAUCGGCAUCCUCAGUAUGGACAAAUGCAUCCAUGUCCGCAGUGUUAGCUGAUGUCAUGCAAUAUUAAUUGUUUCAUUAAUACUAAUUCCAGACGCUUUCUCAUACUCAUAUCUUAUAUACCAUUAAAAAACGAAACAGCUGAGCAUACUGCUUACGCUGUCUUUUUCAUCAUACCUCUAGUAAGCUACAAAUGAAACCCAGUCUCUCGAAGGUUUAUCACGGCGAAAAUUUUUGAACAUAGUGUGAAUUUCCCGCCCGUAUUUUGUCGCUGCGUUGCGACUAAAUUGUGCUGAAGGGUUAUGGUUUGCGAUACGGAGCGAUAACAACGGGCCCGAGCAUGUUCACAAAUGUUAUUAUAGGGGCACCGCACAGAAAUGGCGCUCUGUUGAGAAACUCUUUUGCAGUGCAAAUUGAGCGACCUCGGGGCCGAGUUUGAAAAGUUAGGCCACAUUUUCAGUGAAAAAUUACUUCGCGGCCUAGAAGUUCGGCCAGAUUGCGAACAGCGCGCCCUUUCUGUCCGGUGCCCCUAUAAUAGCCGUGUUCACUCUGGCAUUUCGUUAUUAAUCUAACGCCGACCUAAUAAGAUUGAUAUGACACCUAAUUAGAUUAAUAAAUUGUCUAUCUAGAUUAAUAAAUCUUCUAAUUCUAAUUAGAUUAAUAAGCAGAGUUGCCACGGGCCGGGCCGGGCCAAAAUUUUCAAAACUCCGGCCCGGCCCGGUCGGCCCGGUUCAAAAAGCGGGAAUCCAAAUUUUGAACUAUUGAUUAUUAUAGGGGCACCGCACAGAAAUGGCGCUCUGUUGAGAAACUCUUUUUGCAGUGCAAAUUGAGCGACCUCGGGGCCGAGUUUGAAAAGUUAGGCCACAUUUUCAGUGGAAAAUUACUUCGCGGCCUAGAAAUUCGGCCAGAUUGCGAACAGCGCGCCCUUUCUGUCCGGUGCCCCAAUAGUAAAUAAAAUUUUUGUUUUUCGUAGAACUAACGAAUUUUGCAAGUAUCGAGCAUAAAAAAGAAAUGUAGUUCUCAAAAAUAGUUUUUAUUGGCAUCAAAGCAAAAGUUUUAAUUUUGAUCCCCGCAAAAAAAACGAAAAAAUAGAUUUCCCCCAAAAAUUUGAAUUCGCGCCUUUUUAGCCGGGCCGACCGGGCCGGGCCAGCAAAUUCUCGGCCCGGCCCGUAAUCUGGCAAGUCUGUUAAUAAGCGCUCAAAUCAAGUUUCACGCCAACGGUCUGCUGGCUCAAAUCUCGAUUGCGCCAAAAAAAAAACAGUCGAAUCUAUUAUAGGGGCACCGCACAGAAAUGGCGCUCUGUUGAGAAACUCUUUUUGCAGUGCAAAUUGAGCGACCUCGGGGCCGAGUUAGAAAAGUUAGGCCACAUUUUCAGUGGAAAAUUACUUCGCGGCCUAGAAAUUCGGCCAGAUUGCGAACAGCGCGCCCUUUCUGUCCGGUGCCCCAAUAGUAGUUAGGUCGCGUUUAGAUCAGUAACUUUCUAAUUAGAUUAAUAUCGAAUUGCCAGAGCAUCUAAAAAAAAAAAAACUUGAGCAGUCUCAAAAUGUCUUAUAAAAUACAUUUCAGAUUGUGGCCGUUGCCAUACUUUACACUGAAAUGCCCGAAACAAAAGGGAAACACAUUGAAAAUACAUUGCAAAAUUCCGAGCAGAACAUAUUUAUUACCUGGUAA